UCGGCGUGACCUGAGAGAGCAUGUAAACCGAAACAUGGUAAAUAGUUUGUGUACCAGUGAGAUCAGAGCUGCUUCUACAGCAACAUGUUCUGCCUCAUUUGUUUAACUGAUAUCCACAGUUAGCCAGAUAAAUCCAGCAGUGCAUGUGCGAUUUUUUUCCUGCUGGAUCUCUGUGACUUGUGUAAACCAUGACAUUAGUCAGAUUCCAUGUUGUGGGUUUGCUGAGGAGGUUCCACACUUCUUUGACGUGCACACUUCAAAAUCAUAAAUAUGCCAGUUUUUCUACACCGUCCCUCUCUUCAUCCUGCUCAGCUCUUAUUACAAAGCGAUGUCUGAGUACCAGCUGGCCUCUGAGAAGCGAUGCUCCUCAGCAGAAAGAUAAGAUGGACUUGGACAUAUGGAAGUCAGUCAUGAGAUCCCAAGCAUCUUACGAGGAGAAACCCCAGGAUGAAGGUGAAGAAGACGCUCCUGCAGAGGACAGAGGGGACUCUCCAUUAGAGGCGAGUCGUAAACUGGUGGAGAUGUGGCGUCAGGCUGGCAAAACGGUUCCUGAAAAUGUUUCUGAUGAGGACCUGGAGACUCUCGCGGAACUCACCACAAAGUCUUCCAAAAGGAAGUACCUGAAGUAUCUGGCGAUCAAAGAGGGACAUAAAAAGGCCAACAGAGAAAAGAAAGAGAAAAAGAAGGCUGAAAGAUUGGCCGGGAUGAAGGAUCAUGAUUGUAAGCAAGAAGGAGACUUUGAAACUGAUGAUGUGGAGGAAGAAGGAGAAGCGAAAUUAAAAAACACAUAUCUGAUGCGCUUCUGGUCUCGCUCCAUGGACAGAUUAUUGGGCUGGAGGGUGGCACAAGCCAUGCAGCAUGGCCAACCGCUGGUCUACGACAUGAGCUAUGAUCAUCACAUGUCAAGGCGGGAGCUGGAGAACACAUCCUCUCAGCUUAUGGAGAGCGAAGGUUGGAACCGCCGCUCGGUUGAUCCCUUCCACUUGCAUUUCUGCAACCUUCAGUCAGGUGGCUCCUACCAACGUGAACUCCUUAAGCGCUAUGGUCAGGAGUCCUGGGAUCGUCUCCUAAUCACUGCUACCAGCCAGCGUCACAUAGACGUAUUUCCCUCGGAGAGUCUCGUCUACCUGACGGCGGAUUCUCCUAACGUUCUCCGCACGUUCGAUCACAGUAAAGUCUACAUUAUAGGAGCCAUGGUGGACCGAUCGAUCCAGUCUGGAGUUUCUUUGGCCAAUGCCAAGCGCCUCAAGCUGGCCACGGCCCGUCUGCCUCUGGACGAGUACCUGCACUGGGACAGUGGUGCCAAGAACCUGACUCUGGAUCAGAUGAUCCGCAUCUUGAUAACCGCCAAGGAUACGGGCAGCUGGGAGAAGGCGCUGGAGUUUGUGCCCAAGCGAAAGCAUGAUGGCUUUCACCAGCAAAGAAGGGAGGAUAGUGUUCAAAGUACAACAAACAAACCCAGAAGGACCGUAAACACACACAAAGACCCAGAAAAGGAGCAAGGACAAAUAUUAGUGAGCAAGCAGAGACGGAAAAUUUCCAAAGGAAGCGAGUUUAACUCCAAACCUUCAUCUGUAUCAGACCCUCCUGGACAGAGCAAACUGCGGAUUGCAUUAAAAAGUAAAAUAGAGGAACGUAGUAAAACGCAGGGUAAAAGGAACUGGUGGGAGGAAAAUUAGCCAGUUUGAUUUAACAAAGCAAUAGUUGGGUUAAAACACUCGUUUACAGCCUCGUGACUUCAGUACAAAAGCAAACAGAAGAUAAAACGUUUUGCUUGAUUGAUAGUUUUGUGGAAAUGUGAAACUGUCUACAUUUAAUCUUCACCGAACUAUUUCUUUAAAUCAAAGUUUAUAAUAAAUAAAUCCUGUUUUUAAUAAAUAAUGUAACUAUACAGAUUGUUUUGAACGUGAUUUCAUCUUAAAU
This is a messenger RNA of Trichomycterus rosablanca, 1923 nucleotides long. RefSeq names its product tRNA methyltransferase 10C, mitochondrial RNase P subunit (gene trmt10c). Gene Ontology annotation, molecular function: tRNA binding. Gene Ontology annotation, biological process: mitochondrial tRNA 5'-end processing; positive regulation of mitochondrial translation. Gene Ontology annotation, cellular component: mitochondrion; nucleoplasm; nucleus. The transcript has a single exon. Bases 189 to 1679 code for a protein of 496 amino acids. The record is from RefSeq and is a predicted model, not a curated record. NCBI's taxonomy places the organism in Eukaryota, Metazoa, Chordata, Actinopteri, Siluriformes, Trichomycteridae.